This is a messenger RNA of Adineta ricciae, 1260 nucleotides long. The record is from the annotation of a GenBank genome assembly. Lineage: Eukaryota; Metazoa; Rotifera; Eurotatoria; Adinetida; Adinetidae.
AUGAAAACUAUAAUACGAAAUAUGAUCAAACUUUUGUCGAAAACAUUGCUUGAAUUAAAUAUCUUUUCAUCACGUGAUUUUGGAAGUAAUGUUGAUCGUUUGACUGCUAAAUAUCAUGGUCAAUGGGUAACUCGCCUUUAUAUUCUUUUAUUUCUUAGUAGUUUUAUAAUUCUUAUCUUUUAUACGAUUAUUCGACCACAUAACAUAACAGAAACAUUUCAUCAACCAUCAUUUGAUUUUUAUGAAGAAUUAAAACACAAUUAUGGAAAUCAAUUAAAAUACUCAUGUUCACAAAUAGCAUCACAAUACAAUAAAUUUGUUAAUAUAACACCAAUAUUUCAUCCAAUUUGCUUAAGUCAAUUCAUAACAAAAGAAUGGCAUAUGAAUAUCACUAGUGCUCUUACUUUGAAGUUCUCUCUUUAUUCAACAAAUGAUUAUCGUCGAUUUCUUUCUGUUCAUCUACAAUAUCUUCAAGGAUUAUGUCAAAUUUCAUACGAUUCAGUUACUAACGCUAUUAAUGAAUUUCUUCCAUCAUUAUUAAUUACAAUUGAACUUCUUUCUCAACAUGGUUUUUGUCAUCAUAUUGAAUCAUUAAUUGAACAAAGUCAAUUUAAAGUUCCUAUUCUAUUUUCUCGUUUUCGUUCUCUGAUUCAAACUUUCAAUCAUGGAAAUGCUUUUAUGACAACAUUCGGAACCAAUUAUCAAUAUGUUUCGUUAAUGCCUCCUGAUGAUUGGAAUUAUGCACAUACAGAUCCAAUGAUUUAUGAUGAUAAUUGUUCAUGUGGUUUAUCUUCAAAUUGUACAACACAAGCGAAUUUUAUUGAAAAUUCAACAAUAAUUCCAAUCUUAGGAUUCAAAAUGGGAUGUUUACCAAGUGAAUCAUUUCGAUUAUCGAUACUUGAAUGUUUUUAUAAUCAAACAUGUCUUGAUAUUCUUCAUCAAUACACAAAUAUACAACAUUCCUCAACUGCUCUUUCAACAAAUCUUAGUUAUUUUUCAUCUGAUACAACUAUUAAUGAAUUGAUAAGCUUUGCAUUUACUGAGCAAUGGUCUAAAAACAUAAGCUAUUCAUUAUAUUAUAAUCAAUGUUCACCUUCAUUAUGUUUAUAUACUCAUAUUGAAAAAUUGAAUACUUUAUAUAUUAUAACACUUUUUCUUAGUUUACAAGGUGGUUUAACAUUAGUUUUAGGAUGGAUUUGUCCAAAAUUAAUUCGCAUUAUAUUCAAAUCUACCGUUAUCGAAGAAGGCAAACAACAUUAG